GUAAUUGUCAAUUAUAAUAUUAUUGUUAUCAAUAUACAGAUUAAAUUGCGCCGGUGAUGGGAAUGUAGGUAACACAAGUAAUGUAAGUAACAUAAAACGUUAUCCUAUAAUAACGCUAACAUUAUAAUAAACAGGAUGAGAUCGUUUCUUGUAUCAACCACACGGAGAAUAUUUUUCGCGUAUUCUUUCACCUUGAAUCUAUGGGCGUGGCUAGCUUACUGCGACUCACACAAAUUUGUCAGCAUUGGUUGGAUGGCAAGGGUUAGAAUUGCUGUCAUAAGGAGUUCUGACAGCUUAAACUAUCACUAUAUAUAGGUAAGUUAGGGCGCUGAUUUAGUUUGUGUGUGCGCACGCGCGCGCGUCUGUGUGUGUUAGAUGGGCAAGCCUGUAUCUGUGUGGUAGAAAAGAAGUAUUAUGAGGUGGUGGAAGCUAACUUUACCUCCGGGUUGUAUAAAAGAAGUGAGCAAGGUCUGUGAUCUUGAACUUGGUCUCAAGUCGUUACGAAGUUAGCUUCAAAGUAAUAGGCACCCGGUGAAGUGUUACGAAGAUUUACUCCACUAUCAACAUGAAAGUCGCCAUUAUUGCCGUCCUUGCCCUCGUGGCCCUCACCUCAGCCUCCGUUCUGCCACCCGUUCUAGUGCCGAAGGUGGCCGUAGCAGCGCCACAGGUCACCCUAGUCAAGCAGCCCUAUGUUGUCCAGGAACCGGUUCCCGCCUACCGCACCGUUCCAGUUCCCGUGAAAACGGUCGCUUACACGGCUCCCAUAGUGGAGACACCUGUUGUUCACCAGCCCUACGCCGUUCCAGUUCCUGUUCCAGUUGCCUACCACGCCGCCCCAGCAACCCUAGUCUACCAUCACUAGACAGGAGCCGGUUCCCGAUCACCGUUCCCGUUCCCGUUCCUGUGAAUACGCCGCCUCCAUACUGGUCGUACAUCAGCCCUUACCCGUUGCAGUUCCUGAUCAAAUUGCCUAUCAUCCCGUUCCAGUUCCUGAUCAAAUUGCCUAUCAUCCCGUUCCAGUUGCCGAACCAUAAACAUGACAAUCUUCUACAAAAUAAACUUAUAAUUUUUUAAAAA
Nilaparvata lugens (brown planthopper) is the source of this 1077-nucleotide messenger RNA. RefSeq lists its product as uncharacterized. Bases 566 to 862 code for a protein of 98 amino acids. The record is from RefSeq and is a predicted model, not a curated record. NCBI's taxonomy places the organism in Eukaryota, Metazoa, Arthropoda, Insecta, Hemiptera, Delphacidae. The transcript is spliced from 2 exons.